Messenger RNA from Raphanus sativus (radish), 1162 nucleotides. RefSeq names its product FAM10 family protein At4g22670. Lineage: Eukaryota; Viridiplantae; Streptophyta; Magnoliopsida; Brassicales; Brassicaceae. Bases 99 to 917 code for a protein of 272 amino acids. Gene Ontology annotation, molecular function: Hsp70 protein binding. The transcript has 7 exons. The record is from RefSeq and is a predicted model, not a curated record.
GUUUCAAAAAAAAAAAACACUCCCGAUCGUACUUGGUAGAAACUUUUUCUCAAGGAUGAUGGAUUUGACGAACCUUAGUGAAAUCAGAAGCUUAAUCGAUGAAUGCAAGCUUAAUCGAGGAAGACGAAGAGCAGUGUCUGAUUGUAAAAUUGGAGAACGUAGAUCUUCAAGGAGAGACUGUGGAACCUAAUUGCGAUCCUAUUCAUAAGGAGAGGGAUCUAUCAGACGAGAAUAGAGAAGCUGCUCAAGAAUUAAAGGGCAAAGCCAUUGAUGCCGUUUCUGAAGGAAAGUUUUAUAAAGCAAUUCUUCAUUUAACUCGGGCAAUUUCGAUGAAUCCUACAUCAGCUAUUUUGUAUGGAAACAGAGCUUGUGUCUACAUUAAAUUGAAGAAUCCAAAAGCUGCUUUUCGAGAUGCAGUCACUGCAUUGAAGAUUAAUCCUGAUUCUGCCAAGGGAUACAAGGCACGGGGCAUUGCUCGUGCCAUGUUUGGAGAAUGGGCAGAGGCUGAAAAAGAUCUCCACCUUGCUUCUAUGAUAGACUACGAUGCGGAAAUUAGUGAUGUUCUCAAGGAGAUCGAAGAGCGCCGGAGACAACGCAGCCAUGCUGAAGCUCAGGCUGCCUACGUUAAAGCUAAGAAACAAGAACAGUCAUCAUCAGCCAGAGAAAAAGCUAAGAAAGGACAUUCAUCAUCAAACAGACACAGGCAAGAACCUAGGAGACAAGAACAGUCAUCAUCGAGCAGACAAUCAAGAGGUAGUUCUCCUGGCAGUUUCCCCGGUACGUUCCCAGAUGGAUUUCUUGGAGGUUUCCCGGGCAGUUUCCCUCCCGGCGAUGAUCAACGCGACCAGAGUGGUUUCUUCGGUUCGCCCUUCGGUUCCUUCCAUUCCUUCGGUUCCCCCUUCGGGUAUCAAAACUAGGCUUAAUACAGACACUAGCAAACAUAUUGGUGUGAUGAAAAAGCAUGGAAGUGCUUCUACAGGCGAUGAUAUACACAUGAAUAUUCCAAAUGAUAUAUGCAUCUCUAAGUUGCAUACACACUGUAUUAGUCACUCAUACAAAUGUUUGUGAAUCCUUUGUUCAAAAGAAAGCCAAAGAUUGUGGACAUAACCUUUAAAAGGAAAACUCAGAUGCCUUGUCCGUCGUAUGACUUCCAUCUUUCUAU